CACACACACACACACACACACACACACACACACACACAAUCCUUCCAUGAGCCAGGCACGCUCUGCUGCAGAGCCAGCCAGCACUCAAAGUGUUAAGGUCACCAGAUGACUUUUGUUUAGAGAUCUCCUAGAGAAAAUUGGCUUCGAGAGGCAAGAGGCUCAUCUCUGUGAUUUAUGUGUAGCCUGAUCCAGGCACAGAGGAGGAGAAAAAAAUAAUAUGUAAUAACGUAUUCAGGAGCUGAUGAGCGCUAACAGCCAAUAGGAGGAAGUGAAUUGUUAAUCAGUAGAAGAGAGGUGGAGGGUAUCCGAAGUGUUUUAAGCUACCAUAGUGAUGCAAGAUUGUAAUCUCUGUUUCCUUGCUCUUGUCCAUAGAGCAGGCAUCUGAUAUCAAUGCUGCCUCGGGAACGUGCAAUAGUGGGGAACGAGUCCUCAGUGGAACCGACACUGUUUUCCCUUGCUCCUUGGAGAAAAAUGGAGAGAGUGGAAAGCCAACUGGAUGACAGACAGGACGUAUAUGAAAGUCUAGUGUUGGAGACGGCGUUGAGUACGCUGGUGGUUGUACUGGUGUAUGUGGUGGUGAAAGUGAGCGUUGAUGGGAUCAGGCAGUGGCGGGCUAGAGUAUCAAUUCUUGUGGUGGGAGCUGGACCUGUUGGGUUGACCGCCGCUCUGGUUGCUGUCCGUUCAGGAAAAGUGCUGAAUUUGACCAUCUUGGACGAGAGAACAAGAGCUGCUUUGCUCUGCAGACCCCAGCAGAUUGCCCUAAACCCUCGUAGUGUCAAGUUUCUUCUGGCUCUUGGAGUGGACUUUGAUAACAUAGAAGGAUGUUGGCAUAAUGACCACUUUUUCACCAAGAUCGGCGUUUUUCAGGAGCAUCUUCUAAGUAUCCUGGAACAAAGAAAACAAACACUGGAUAUUAGACUCCUUCUUGGAACAAAAUUUACAGAAGAAUAUAUCGGGAAGAUACCGACAGGGGAAUGGCCCAAGAUAAUUGUGGUGGCGGACGGAUCUUGUGGAGAAUCAAGCUCUCUCUUGGGUGUUAGCUCAGAGUACGUUGUUGAAUCGUGCAACGCCUAUGGAGCAAACGCAGUAUUGGAAAGACAAGACCAAAGGCAGGUGCCAACACCGGAGAUCAGAGCUCACAAUCUGUACUUUGAUCUUUCUGCUUAUGGCAUUGAUGUCACAACUUCUGGAAAAGAUGUGAAUCACCCAUGUGGGAUAAAGCCAGGGUUCCACCUCAAGAUCUAUGGCACUUUUAGGAAUCGAUAUAUGGCCCUGGCAUGUCCCGCUUCUGAUGCCAAAGUGGUUAGGUUUCUACGGUACACCCCUAACUCCUCCGUUAUGAAGAACAUAUUUCAUCAGUCGUUUAAUGCCUACAAGACGGACAUUGAGCCCAGAAUGAGCGAUUUAACCCUUCCGCAUCUGCAGUGCAGUCGAAGGCUCUUCGAGAUCAUGCUGUCCCACAGGAGGAUAACUACAGCUUUUAUUGAAGGGGACAAUGUUGUGGUCACAUUGGAAGGUGAAGCUGCCCGUGUCCUUAACUUUGAUACAGGUUGUGGAGUGAACCUUGGGCUACAGGGUUUGGAAUCUUCAGAAGAAUUUAUUUACAAAGUAGCCUCUGCUUUAGACCAGAAUGAUAUCUUUGACGCUCUAUCGGCUAAAAUAAAACAUUCCAAACAAGUAGUUGAAGACUUCAAGCUGCAUGGACUUUCAUCUUCAGUGUUCGAAUGAACACAACCAUGAACGUGUAACGGUCGUGCCCAUAACCCUGUUCAUUUUGUGGGUGAGCACAAAAGUGUGAUAAUAAACAGAGCAGCGAUUAUCUGGGACUUGAGAAAUUAAGUCACCGCCGAAGAGGGAAAAAAGGGAGUGUUUGAUAUGGGAAUGUUGGAAAUACAAUACCCAAAGGGUUAAACUUGUGUUUCAGCUCUGGACUAACACGGAUAGUGAACCUCAUUGCUCACCUGGCACUCUGUUGUUUACUAUUUCUUUUUUUAAAUCAUUCAUGACCAAAGCCAUUAGGCCAUGACAGUAUUUUAUUCUUGUUUUAGAAUUCUGUUUCACACCACUUCCGUAAAACUGUCAGUCCCCAUUGAUUCAGUUAGUAUUGCAUUUAUCAAUGACGUGUUCAUUGACGUCCUUCAAUGCCUUGUCGUAUGACCAGGUGGGGAAUAUGUACACAUUUUUAUGUCUGUAUACAGAGGCAAGAUGAAAUUCCCAUUUAUAGAUUACUAAGAAAACAUGGGUAACGGCAACAUCCGGUAGCAAAUGUGUAAAUCACAAGGCAUGGUGCUUAAGUAGAGUCUUUAUUCUUGCUGGUGAUGCUAAUAUGCAAACAAACCUUCAAACUUACCCUUAUGAUUACUCUUUAUAAUAAUGUAUAAUCCCGCCAAUGGGAUUAUAGAGUAACCAGAAUGCACCGACUUGAUGUAAAAUCAGUGAAAUACCAGAAUCUUUAUGAAUUAAAUGUGAUUGGUUUUUUUUGUCUGCAGUAGGGGAUGCUUGUAGCACUUGUUUUACACUUUGCAU
Molecule: messenger RNA, 2526 nt
Organism: Spea bombifrons (plains spadefoot toad)
Lineage: Eukaryota; Metazoa; Chordata; Amphibia; Anura; Pelobatidae
Exons: 7
Coding region: 391-1728 (445 amino acids)
Source: RefSeq, a predicted model, not a curated record